AUGGAAUCGAUGACGCCAAUCUCGUGCCCUACGACUCCUCGUUGGAACCAAGACAGGCCGUUUCUCACUGGCCGCUUUCACCAGGAAACAAGAGCAAGCUCCAAAUUUGCUGAUUCUAAGCGGUUUCCGUUAGAUUCGUCUAGCAAUUCUGGAGUAGAGCAGGCAAUUGGCUGCUAUGAUACACCGGUGCAGGAACUUAUUGUCAUUGAUGAUCUCUUAUCUGCUUUGGUUGGAAUUGAAGGGAGGUACAUAUCAAUUAAAAGAUUCCAUGGGAAGGAGGAUAGUAUAGCUUUCCAAGUUGAUCCAUCAAUGGAUUUGGCACUACAGGCAAGUAGUACUCAUUUAGAGAUGCAAGGAUUUAGUCAUUUAGAGAUGCUAUCAGAUAUUAACAAGUUGGGUCUUAUCUCGCAGUUCAGGAACGGGCUAGUUAACCAUGCAUUCGCAGCUGCACUCAGGGCACUCCUUCUUGUAUGUGAUAUAGGUUGCUACUUUUGUGGUAAUUUCGAUGCAUUGUUUGCUGAGUUAGUGUCUUUCCCUUACUGUUUCAAGUGGGAGCUUUUGCGAACUGGAUUUGGAUUCGAUAAAGAAAUACUCAACUUUGGGGGAUCUUGUCCUGAUCAUCCUUUCUUUUACCAGGACUAUCAAGCUAUGGUGGCGCAAUUGGAACAUCAAUUUCGACUUGGAAGACUUUCUAUCCAAGGAUUAUGGUUUUACUGUCAGCCCAUGAUGGGAUCCAUGCGCGCAUUGGCUGCAGUUAUUCAGCAAGCUUCGGCAAAGCAUUUUGUGGGUUCUGGUGUGCUUAAUCUCUUGCAGAGUCAGGCUAAAGCGAUGGCUGGUGAUAAUUCAGUGAGGUCACUGUUAGAGAAAAUGACCGAGUGUGCAAGCAAUGCAUACCUGAGCAUAUUGGAAAGGUGGGUCUAUGAAGGGAUCAUUGAUGAUCCGUAUGGGGAAUUUUUCAUUGCUGAGAACAGGUCUCUUAAAAAGGAGAGCCUUAGUCAGGACUCGACCGCUAAAUAUUGGAGCCAAAGAUACAGCCUCAAGGAGACUAUUCCUAGCUUCCUUGCAAACAUCGCUGCAACGAUACUGACCACAGGGAAAUAUCUAAACGUUAUGAGAGAAUGUGGACACAAUGUUCAGGUUCCCAUUUCAGAGAGAUCUAAGUUAACAAUAUUUGGUUCAAAUCAUCAUUAUCUUGAAUGCAUAAAGGCUGCUCACGAAUUUGCCAGUAAAGAGCUUGUGAGUCUCAUCAAGGAUAAGUAUGAUCUCAUUGGAAGGCUUCGAUCUAUAAAGCACUAUCUUCUUCUCGACCAGGGUGAUUUCUUGGUACAUUUCAUGGACAUUUCUCGAGAGGAGCUCAACAAAAAGGUCCAUGAAAUAUCUGUUGAAAAGUUGCAGUCUUUGCUAGAUCUUGCUCUACGUACCACAGCGGCUGCAGCAGAUCCUCGCCAUGAGGACUUGACUUGUUGUGUGGAUCGAACUUCAUUGCUUACGACUUUGGGAAUGCACAAAGACACUGAUAGCAGUAGUAAAGAGGACCCAGUGAGCAUCACUGGUCUAGAAACAUUUUCCUUGAGCUACAAGGGGAUUCGAUCAAUGAACUCUAACGGUACAGGAAUUCGUAGAUCAUCGCUUCUCUGUCGUAGCAUGCUAAAAUUCAUCAGUAGCCUUCUACAUUAUCUAACAUUCGAGGCAAGUCGUGAAUUUUCUCUUUGUUGUGUUCUCGAACCAAAUUGGCAUGUGAUGCACGAUAGACUACAAACCACAAGGAGUGUAGAUGAGGUGAUACAGCAUCACGACUUCUUUCUUGAUAAGUGUUUGAGAGGAUGCUUGCUUCUUUUACCUGAUGUCCUCAAGAAAAUGGAGAAGUUAAAAUCAGUGUGCCUGCAAUAUGCCGCAGCCACACAGUGGCUGAUAUCAUCGUCUAUAGACAUCAACAGCGAGUCUCAUCCGCAGAAGACAAUGAUAAGAGACGCAACUGUCACAGAGUCCAUAUUCAAUUUUGAGAAGGAAUUCAACUCAGAGUUGCAGAGCUUAGGACCAGUUUUGAGCAAAGGCUCACAGGCUGAGCCAUAUUUGACUCAUCUCUCCCAGUGGAUCCUUGGUGUUUCGAAAGAAUGA
Molecule: messenger RNA, 2118 nt
Organism: Thlaspi arvense
Lineage: Eukaryota; Viridiplantae; Streptophyta; Magnoliopsida; Brassicales; Brassicaceae
Source: the annotation of a GenBank genome assembly